GCGCGUCACUUCAUUUCCGAUUGCUCUUUUGCGUAUAGAAGACAAGGUUGCAAAAUAUUUUAGCUUCUUUUGGUCGGCUGCGAAUACCACAACCAACGGGAAAGAUGUCUUCGGCUUUAGACAGCUCGAGCGAAACUGGUCGCAGAAGGAGAUAUCGCGAUCGGGUUGCGGACCAAGAAACGUCUGAGGAAAUGGACGAGGCAGCCAAGCGAAGGGAACAAAGGAGGAAAGAGCGUGAAGCACGGCGUGCUGAAAGGGAUGCAGAAGAUGCAGCUGAUGAGGAAAGGAGAAAGAAGGAGAGAGAAGAGCGACGCAAGAAGAGAGACGGUGGAGGUGGAAGAGAUGAACCUGCUGAAGAAAGUGCAUCAGCACGCCGCCGCCGUGAGAGAGAGGAGGAAGAGAAGAGAAAGGCUGAGGAGGAAGCAGCAGAGAAAAGGCGCAAAGAAGAAGAAAGGCAAAGAGAGGAGGAAAGGCGAAAACAGGAGGAAAGGCGAAGACGUGAAGAAGAAGAGGAAGAGGAGAGAAGGAGAAUGGAAGAAGAGAAAAACCGACUCAAUCAAGAUCAUGUUGAUGGAGAUGAACAGGAUGAAGAAGAGGAAGAGGAAGAGGAGGAAGAUGAAGAAGAAGAAACAAUCAUUGACCGACUGAAUCCCCAGAAAAAGCAGGCAAUUCUUGAGGGACUGGCUAAUGAACUGCGCCGCAUUGUUGAAGAGCGGGAAGCUAAGAAUGAACCUGCUAGCAAAGAAGAACUAGAUGCACUUGACCUUAAACUGCGCUCCCUUCGAACACAACUCCGAAAGGCUGAGGAGAAUUCUAAUGCUCUUGCCAAACAAAAGAGAGAAUUAGAAGAAAAAAUGAAGAAAAACACUAAUGAUAUCAAUAGGCUUCGUACGGAGGUGAAGAAAACAGAAGAUGAAAAUAAUCUCUUAAUUAAAGAGGGAAAGAAGGUGGCACCGCAAAGAACAGCUAAGAAGACUCUUCCACCAAAGAAAGGAAACUUUGUAAACGUGGUGCGUAAAGCUCAAGCUGCGGCGUGGGAAGAGAAGUUCAUGGCCAUGAAGGCCAAGCAAAAGGAGUCUAAUAAGAUGAGCGAGGAACUCAUGAGUAAAAUGAACCGUGUCAAGCGCACAGACAGCCCUCUGCUCACUGGCCUUAAAAAGGACAAGAAAGACAAAAAGAAGGAAGAGAAGGAGGCUGCGCCCGCCUGGGCAAAGACCCAACUGAAGAAGGGAGGUAACAAGCCAUGGGGUGACGAUAAGAAGAAGGACGGAGAGAAGAAACCCGACUGGUCAGGAAGGGUGGCUCUCAAGAAGACAGAGAAGAAAGACGGAGGGGAUCUUGGCGAGUCUAAGAGGCAGGACUGGCGAGAUGGACUGAAGAAGGCCCCGAAAAGUCCUGGUGUAGACGGAGAAGCGGGUGAUCCAGAGUGGAAAGGCGUCAGUUUGAAAACCACCGGAAGGCACGAUGAAGAUGAUUAAACUUCAACUGGUCUAGGGUAGUUUUUUACUUAAACUUGAUUAAUGUAAGCAAUUUUGUUCUAAAAGCCAGGUUUUUAGGCUCUUUUUUGGAAUUUUUUUUUCUAAGCCCGUGGAAUCUUUUCAUUGUAAAGAUGUUAUAGUUGAGCCGGACCUUUAGAAGAAACCUCAAAAUAAGUGCAGGAGUGCAACUAAUUUUAUUUGAUGUUAUGUGAAAACCCUCAUACCUCCAUAAAACUCUCCAGGCUCCUCCUCCACCUUGUGCAGAGCUGAGACAUUUCUGAGAGACUAGGGUUGGGACAGUCAGAAAAGCUCCUUUUUCGUCAAGAAUUUGAAUUGGUUAGGUUCUAGAGUCUGCCCUUUUGAUCAAGGUGUCAUUGGCAAUUAGACAGAAAACUGCCGAUCUUGGUGAAACUGUAAUGAGUCCUACUUUCAACCGUAAGCUUUCCUACACUUGCUUCCAAUCAUUUCUCAAAUUAAAUGGUCUCUAAUCGAGCGCUGAUUUCUCCCAGGCCUCUAUGCCUCUUCUUAUUGGAAUAAUGUGGAGAGAAAUAACUUCUAGAAUAGUUAGAAAGUAAAGCAAGAUCUGAACUUUAUGGAGAAAAAAGGGUUUGAAUCAUUCUUUCAGCUUCCUUAAUUAAGAAAAGUAUCAUUGUAUUGUUAUUAAAUCCAACUCAGAAUCGAUAGUUGCUCGAUUGAUUACUACCAGGAAGAGGGCGAAAGGAAGAUGAAAUUAUAAAAUGCCACUGAAAAUGCUACUCUAAAAGUUAUGACCUGAGUUGUCUUAGAUUGGUUAAUCAACUAUGUGUUUUCUAUGUGGUUAGUUUGUUUGAAACAAACAUCAUGAGAAAGUUUUAAAGUGUACUGUAUCUUGUAAUCGGGCUGUAUUUUAUAACAGAAUCGUCGCCUUUGUAUGGCAUUUAUUUUUUCUCUAAUUCAAUAAAGUUGUUUUUUCUAGUAAUUCA
Molecule: messenger RNA, 2440 nt
Organism: Pocillopora verrucosa
Lineage: Eukaryota; Metazoa; Cnidaria; Anthozoa; Scleractinia; Pocilloporidae
Source: RefSeq, a predicted model, not a curated record